UAUCAUUAUAUCAGUGAAAAAAAAUUAUAUAUAUAUAUUAUUAUUUCUAUUAAUACAGUAAAAUCAGUACUUUUACUCUUGGCACUUACAGUACAUUGUGGUUCUUUUACUUUUCUUCUUACCGAUGGUACUUAUCGGCAAACUUCAUUGGAAUGAACCGCUUUUUGACAUGGACAUGGACACAUAUGCAAAGACAUGUAAACAACUGUGUCAGCCAUUUCACUAAGCCUAACACCCUACGUAUUUCCUAUUCAUUGGCUCGAGUGUAAGUGAAAUAGGUUGACGAGGCUGCAGAAGCCGUGUGACGGGGUGACAGAAAGACACGGACCAUUUAGGGGAGAUUCGUUCAUUAGUUGCCGGUUGAAGGUAAGAUGCUUAACCAUACAAAAACGCAACAUUUACACGAGACAACAACGAAAACAACAUGUUUGAAAGCAACUUUUUUUCUUGAUGUCGCAAAUUUUGUUCUGUGAGAAACUAAAGCAUUUGAGGGAGACUGAAAGCCAGUGUGAUGCAACAGUGUUAUAUGUUUUCUUCUUCUCUCCUUUAUCCAUCGCAUGAGCAGCUCAAACAUGCAGUUGUGUUCUUUAUAAGGGUUAGGCUAAGGGACCAUGCGUCAGGCUUUUUCUUUUACUGUGGUCUAAUCAUCAUUACGGUUAUUGUCAUUGAUUGAGGCGGUACAUUUCUUACAUAGGGUUUUUAGGGGAAGUAUAUUUACAGUCCCUGAUAAGUCAAGUUUCGCUGUCAUAUGAUGGGUCCAGAGGGUUAUUUUGUUGUUCGAUGCACAACCUCCCUAUUAAGAGUGUUGUGACAUGAUUCAACGACAGGUGCUUUUCUAUAAUAUUUUAUCUACACUCGGGGUGGGGGAUGUAAGUCUUUAGUAUCACUUGCAUUCAGAAGCUCUGUCACCGGGCACUUCCUCUCAAAAACACACCACACAGCCGAGUUGACCAUAUGUGCAUGUUGGAACAUCAAUGCUUGCGUUAUCUUUGUUUCCCUUGAUCUCGAGGCUGACUGACACAGUGCGUCUGUUCUUUCAAUCCGACAGAUCAGGUUUCUUUCCACUGAUGGAGGUUUUACAUAUCAACUCCUCCCUGCUCCUCGUCUCCCACAGAACCGUGAACUACACUGUCAGUGAGCUGACGGAGUACCAGAAAUGCAAAGACAUGACCGCUGCUAUCAUUUGGUACCUGGGCAUGCAGUUUGUCAACAUGUUCCUGGGCAUCCCGGCCAACAUCAUGGUGCUGUGGCUCAUCCGAAGUAAAAAGGGGGACUCCUCCACCUCGGAUAUCUUCAUUUUCCACCUGGCGAUUCUAGACAUGUUCUUCUGUCUCACCCCUCCGCUCGAGGUGGCCAACAUAGUCUUCCUCACCACCAGCAGCACCUGGUACGUCCUGCGCUUUUUCUACGGCAUCAAAGACACCUCGCCGCUCUUCCUCUGCUGCAUCUGCCUGGACCGCUACAUGGCCGUGGUCCACCCCAUCACCUUCACCGAGCUAAAGGGCCGCCGCCACAGGACCGUCAUGGCCGCCGUGGUCUGGCUGAUCAUUCUGGCCUACGCCGGCGCCAAGUCCGCGGACGACAUCCCCAACUUCGAAGCGGUCUUCACGGCCACGAUCCUGGCAGCGUUCGCCUUCAUGGUGUUCUGCAACAUCUCGAUCCUCUUGGCGCUGAGGCAGUCCGGGCCCGGCCGAGACGAGAUGCACCCGGUGAAGAAGAGAGCCUUCAAGAUGGUCCUCAUCAUCCUCGCUAUCAUAGUGUUCAACUACUUCCCACUCGUGGCACUGAUGCCGUUUAAGAGCUACUUCCAACCCGGCGUGUCCCUUUGCUACGUACACUAUGUGGUCUUCGGACUGAUGGACUUCAGCAGCAGCAUUCAGCCGAUGCUCUAUUUGUCCAAGGAAAAGCUUCACUGCUGCCAGAGCGGCGCAACACAGCUGGAGUAGAGAUACGUGCUUUUCUUUUAAAUGUAUGUCACUGUUGUGAAAUAUAGGAGAAUAUAAGAUGUCAAAAGCUAUUUCCACCAAUCCAGAAUUGAAUCUUCAUUUUCUAAACCCCCAAAAACUAUUUUCGAUCUUCUCCAACCUCCUCAAACCCUCCUCCACCCUUCUUCCGGGAGACUGUCAACUACUUUACCAAGAAAAUAGCUGACAUACGCUCCUCUUUCUCAAACCCACCUCCUACUACUUGCGUUCCACUGACUUUACCUCUAUGGCCCUCACUUUCCUCUUUCACCCCCCUGUUUCCUAACCAAAUUCUUACCCUUGUAACCUCUGCCCGUCCGACCA
Molecule: messenger RNA, 2288 nt
Organism: Gasterosteus aculeatus aculeatus (three-spined stickleback)
Lineage: Eukaryota; Metazoa; Chordata; Actinopteri; Perciformes; Gasterosteidae
Source: RefSeq, a predicted model, not a curated record